Molecule: messenger RNA, 1081 nt
Organism: Ceratitis capitata (Mediterranean fruit fly)
Lineage: Eukaryota; Metazoa; Arthropoda; Insecta; Diptera; Tephritidae
Product: mpv17-like protein 2
Exons: 2
Coding region: 223-807 (194 amino acids)
Biological process (GO): mitochondrial ribosome assembly
Cellular component (GO): cytoplasm; membrane
Source: RefSeq, a predicted model, not a curated record
CUAUACGGCACGUGUUGUUUUGAAAACUUUUUUCUGAAUGGUUUUUAUGACCGCUAGUCGUUGAGCAAAAUCCUGCUGCUAUUGCUGUUCUGGAUUUUAGGGCGCGUGGUGGCGCAGCGCCCUAAAGGUAUUGGUGUCCCAAAUCGUAUCAAUAACAUCAACGGAAACGAAUAAAAAACAUUGAAUCAAGGCACAUAAAGAACAACAUUCAAUUAGCAUCAAAUGGCACCCGUGGCAGUUCUAGUAAUACGCAAUGCAGCAUUGAAAUCUAUGGUUUUCUUUCGCGAAAUACACAAGCGAGCCUUUAGUAGCAAAUAUUUACUUGUUACGAAUGUUGGAAUUUCCUUGGGCCUUAGUACGGCUGGUGAUCUGAUAGAACAACAAUAUGAAAUAUACCGCGGUGAUAUUAAGGAAUGGAACAAAAGGCGCACUACCCAUAUGGCCAUAUCCGGUAUGGGUGUUGGAGCAAUAUGCCAUUAUUGGUACAAGUUUCUAGAUAAUCGUAUGCCAGGCCGUACGAUACGCAUCGUUAUGAAAAAAAUUGUUUUAGAUCAAUUAAUUUGCUCGCCACUAUACAUAUCAGCAUUUUUCAUGACAAUGGGUGCCUUAGAAGACAAAUCAAUCAAAGAAACUUGGCAAGAAAUGAAGGAAAAAUCGUGGAAAUUAUACGCCGCUGAAUGGAUGGUAUGGCCUCCUGCGCAAUUUAUAAACUUCUACUGGUUGCCAACGCGCUAUCGUGUAUUUUAUGACAAUAUCAUUAGUUUGGGCUAUGACGUUUAUACAUCGCAAGUAAAGCACAAUGAUUAAAUUUGGAAAGUACUCAUCACAAUUUUUAAGGGCGUAAGUCAAAAUACAAGAAAAAUUAUUGUAUGAUAAAUCAAGGACUUGCACUAAACAAAUGAGCCGCGUACAAUAUUAUACUUGAGCUGUGAAAACUUCCAGUGUUUAUUCAUAUAUUGUUGGACACCUUUUUGAUUUAUAAUAAAAAGACUACAAUUUACAAAUACAAAUGUCUUAACUGUCUGCACUUUAGUACAGAUAAAUAUUAUCUAAAUGUGCUGAAUUUGCUCAAAUAAUACAA